Sardina pilchardus (European sardine) is the source of this 656-nucleotide messenger RNA. It is a transcript of the gene c21hxorf65, whose product is annotated as chromosome 21 CXorf65 homolog. Bases 91 to 594 code for a protein of 167 amino acids. The transcript is spliced from 6 exons. Lineage: Eukaryota; Metazoa; Chordata; Actinopteri; Clupeiformes; Clupeidae. The record is from RefSeq and is a predicted model, not a curated record.
CCUGCCAACCUGGCGUUCUCUAGUCAAGAGUUCAUCCAAACUGAUCUUCUUUCACUAAGGACUCGAGUUCCACAGGCUCUGCUUGACUUGAUGUUCGUGUACAUAAAACAUGGAGAUGGUGAGCAGUUCCUCACCAACACCAACUGCCCCGUCAUGCUUCUGCUCCAGUUCAUACGAGCCAAGCUUGGGCUGCUAGAAUCAGACUUGGUGGAUCUCUGUGAUGAGCGGGGUGUCCUGAAGCUCCUCUUUUUAACACCCCAGCCACAGGAGAGCGCCAGUCGUCUGCUGCCUUCCCGAUGUACCUUCACCGUCUGUUCCAUUAACCGACAGUCCGAUGGGUCUUAUGCCUCAAUCACACCACAACUGGUGAACCCUGAUCCCGCUCUACUAGAGGCCUUGCAGACACAGACUGACAGUUUGGAGAAGGCCCGUCUCAAGCAGGUUCGGACCUUAGAGGACAAGCGGUCACCAGGGGAGACGCCCACCCAGGUCCAGGCCACUCCCCAAGCAAAAGGAAAAGGCAAAAAUGUUCACAUGGACACACCGGACGAGGAGCCACAGCGCCGCACAGGCAGUCGAAGAAACAGGAAUUGAGGAUAUUAGGCCUACAGGAAUAAGCAUACACAGAUUAACCAGUUAACUCAUGCAUGCUUUUU